CUGAGAUAAUAACAUAACCUCAAAUCAAAUACAAAACAAGAAAUUAAAUUGUAAAUUAAUUUUAAUGCUAUUUUCCCGUUAUAUUGGUGAUUAUAAAUUAAUUAUGGUGAAAGGGUAGUCUAGGAUUUUUCAGAAAUACAUAUGUUUGUGUCUAGAGAACAUUUUCCUGAUGUGUUUAUUUAUGUGAUAUUUUGUAGGUUUUUUAUUACUUCUUACUAAGUAAAAUUAGAGACACUGUCUUCCACUACUUUCUGACGAGAGCGUUACAUUAACAUUACAAAAACAUAAACCAGAUCACGCGAUAUUGUUAAUAUUUAUAGUAAAUAGUGGAUACUAAACUGUAAAACCUGCAACCAUGGCGGUGUACGCUGCGCACUUGACGAGAACAUUGCAAGGAGCUCCGUCGGUGUUCCAAGUGGUGGCACAGGAGGCGCUUGGGGCUACUGUGAAGCCUGCUUUUGGGAAACUUAUAGAGUAUUUGGCAACAGUAUACCCUGACCGGCUGGGCUGGUGCGAGCGUUGGUACGAUGAGCUCUUCCUGCUGUUUGAGGGCUUCCUACAAUACCACUAUCUCAAGCAUUAUGCUGCAUCAUUUUCUGAAAGCUUCUACGGUCUUGUGAGAGCACCAACAUCCCCAAGUGGAGAAUUCCACUCCGGGACUCGCUUGCCCCGCGGUGCAGAACUUGGCUCACUGGCAUUGUUAGUGUUACUGCCUUACCUGCGAGACAAGUUUGAGAGCGCCGUGACACGCUGGAGAGACGAGCAUGAAGAUGGUAUACUUGGAAAGGGCCACACAGCAACAGCAAAGCGCGCAGCCAUCCACGUAUACUCCACCAUCCAUCUGGUCACCUCGCUCGCCAAACUGGUCCAACUGGCAGCAUAUCUCCGAGGCGCAUCCAGCCCUACACCAGCAUUAGCGGCUCUAAGGCUGACCUUGAGAGAAGCCCCUCCUCAAGAACAAGAAGAUACGUGGGGAGAUGUGGUCAGAAGUCUGGUGUCAGGACAGUUUGGAAGUGCCUGCGUAACGUUCCCCAUGCUGGGCACGCUGGCGCUCCGCGGCGUGGAGUACGGCGCCUUCGCCGUGCAGUUCCUGCGCUGGUGGGAGACCGCCGCCCCCUCCACCGCCACACGAGCCGCCGUCUGUCCGCCGCCUCCACAGCGGGACCCUGCCCUGGAGCGGUGGCGGAACAAGUGCCCCAUAUGCUUACAGCAUUGGAAGACGCCCACGGCGCUCCCCGUCUCCGGGUUGAUAUUCUGCUACAGUUGUAUCUCGCGGCACUUGCGCGCGCACCGCGCCUGCCCGUGCACGCGCGCGCCCGCGCGGGAGGCUGAUCUAGUUAGGAUGUAUAUCGACUAAAACAGGGGUUUCGAUCUUUUUAGGGUUCCGUACCCAAAGGGUAAAAACGGGACCCUAUUACUAAGACUCCGCUGUCCGUCCGUCUGUCUGUAUGUCACCAGGCUGUAUCUCAUGAACCGUGAUAGCUAGACAGUUGAAAUUUUCACAGAUGAUGUGUUUCUGAUGCCGCUAUAACAACAAAUACUAAAAAUAGAAUAAUAUGAAUAUUUAAGUGGGGCGCAUAUACAACAAACGUGAUAUUUUACGUGCGAGUUGGACUCGCGCACGAAGGGUUCCGUACCAUUACGCAAAAACGGAAAAAAAAAACAUGUUUGUUGUAUGGGAGCCCCACUUAAAUAUUUAUUUUAUUCUGUUUUUAGUAUUUGUUGUUAUAGCGGCAACAGAAAUACAUCAUCUGUGAAAUUUUCAACUGUCUAGCUACCACGGAUCAUGAGAUACAGCCUGGUGACAGACAGACGGACAGCGGAGUCUUAGUAAUAGGGUCCCGUUUUUACCCUUUGGGUACGGAACCCUAAAAAAUAUACGAUCCGAUGGUUGGAUGCUUGACCAGAAACUGAUAGAAGUGAUAAAUAACCUAUCCAAAUAAGUGCAGGAUAAAAGAGAUGAUUUUCCUAUAUUGUUUAUUUACUAGUGCAAAUCAAGAUUUUACAUUAUUAUUGUUAAUUGGUAUUAUUACCAAAUAGUUUAUAAA
Cydia strobilella is the source of this 2048-nucleotide messenger RNA. RefSeq names its product peroxisome assembly protein 12 (gene Pex12). Gene Ontology annotation, cellular component: peroxisomal importomer complex; peroxisomal membrane. The coding region runs from base 356 to 1357 and encodes 333 amino acids. Gene Ontology annotation, molecular function: protein binding; zinc ion binding; ubiquitin-protein transferase activity. Lineage: Eukaryota; Metazoa; Arthropoda; Insecta; Lepidoptera; Tortricidae. The record is from RefSeq and is a predicted model, not a curated record. Gene Ontology annotation, biological process: protein monoubiquitination; protein import into peroxisome matrix. The transcript is spliced from 7 exons.